Messenger RNA from Symbiodinium natans, 1407 nucleotides. Lineage: Eukaryota; Dinophyceae; Suessiales; Symbiodiniaceae. The record is from the annotation of a GenBank genome assembly.
AUGGUCACUCCUAGCGAUCCGAAUGGCCAGCAGUUUACUUUGCCCGGGCAGGCACCUUUGGCACACGUCUUGCCAAGCUUUGUCUGGCCCGGUGCCUCGUUCCUGGUAUUUAUGGAGAAUGUUGCCGACAGCUCGCAAUCUCGCGUCAAGAUGGUGAACGACACUGUGGAGUGUGACUCGUCAGCCUACUCCGAGGCAGUUCCCGUGGUGCAGAACAUGUCCGGCAUUGAGCAACCCAUCCGGGCCUACUUGACUGCGAACCCGUUCAAGCGCAUGUUCUGCUUCUUCGAGUUGCCGACAUCCCUGCCAGUGGCCGUGAACGAAGUUCUACCCAGUCUGUCCCUGAUCGUAGAUGACGCCUUCAUUGAACACAUGAUGCUUGGCUGGAGCCGGGGCUUAGCUUCGAACUUGAUCCUCUACGACGUGGCACCUGGAGAGCUGGCACAGGCUUUCCUGGUGGAGGAAGUGGCAGGGAGUCACAAGCACUUUUUGCGGGCCAGAUCUUUCCCACCCCAUGCUGGCCUCUUAGCUCCGCAGACCGCAGCGAGCUACAUUCAACGAACUGCGGCAGCCCCCUUGAAGGCAGUCUCUGUUCUGCCGAGCCCGGUGAAUGGAGCUACUCACUUCGUGGGUGUCUCGGUCGCAGAGGACGAGACACAGCUAGGCAUCGGGGCUAAGUAUGUGCUUUGCUACGUGGGCUCCUCCUCUGACACAACUCGGGUCUUCAACCAAAUCGGGCGUAGUCUGAGCAUCAUGGACAUCAUCUUGUCUUUGGACAAGGAAGCACGGCCACUGGGAGAUGAGGCUGCUACUUCGAAGGAGAUCAACGCCAUGGUUCAGGCUUCGUUGACGGGUGCAGUCAGCUGCAUCGCCACGACUCGUACCUUCGACCGUGCGCUGGUGGCUGCAGAACUUGCGGGUGACUACGCGACCAGCAUGCCGCCGGACUUUGUGCCGGUGUUCGAGGAAGCCCAGGUUCUGGGCAGAGCCCUGGACGUACCAGUGCCUCGGGCAUGGACAUGUGGGUCACUGUGGGUCCGAAUCGAAGCCAGCCUGCAGAGUGCAGCGAGCAUUCAACGGAUGCCUUUGGGAGUUGCCCCGCAGGUCUACGUUUGGUGCAAGCACUCCAAGUCCCAGGUGGUAUUCCCCGAGGACGGUAACGGCGUUGCCAUCAGCCUCGGGGUUCUUGCGGCACCCAACUUUGGGUAUGUGUCCCUGGGCAGCCCUUUGACACAGGUGGUGCUUGCGCGCAAUGUGUCCUUCCCGACGCUUGCGGUGCUCUGGUCGGAGCUCGGCUUCCCAGCCUACUACUACGACGAGGUCGCAUUCACUAUCACGCCGACGCUUCCAGAUGGCCUCGACAUCAGCGCGCAGAAUGGGGACUUACUGGCUGUCUUUGAAGCUUGA